This is a messenger RNA of Echinops telfairi (small Madagascar hedgehog), 2849 nucleotides long. Its product is annotated as protocadherin beta-5. The transcript has a single exon. NCBI's taxonomy places the organism in Eukaryota, Metazoa, Chordata, Mammalia, Afrosoricida, Tenrecidae. Gene Ontology annotation, biological process: homophilic cell-cell adhesion. Gene Ontology annotation, cellular component: plasma membrane. The coding region runs from base 167 to 2557 and encodes 796 amino acids. Gene Ontology annotation, molecular function: calcium ion binding. The record is from RefSeq and is a predicted model, not a curated record.
GUAGAAGAAGAAAGCAUUUUAGAUAAGGUCUAGGGACAUAGAUCGUCAGCGAGGGCAUACCAGUGCAAAUCAGAAUCAGAAAUAACUAAUUCGAGGUCAUUUAAUCAAAUCCUUUGGAUUAAUUGUAUCCGGAGCUGAAGGAACUGCUCUGGACCAGGACUGAACAAUGGAGACUCCGCUAGCAAAAACGCUGCAGAAAAGGCAAGUUACCUUUCUUGUUAUAGUGUUGCUUUGGUGGGAGGCUGAUGCUGAGGCAAUUAAAUAUUCCAUGCCAGAAGAAACUGAGAGUGGCUCCUUUGUGGGCAACCUGGAGAAAGACCUGGGGCUGGGGUUGGGGGAACUGGCCACUCGGGGCGCGAAAAUCCAUUACAAAGGAAACAAACAGCUCUUGGAGCUCGAUCUAAAGUCCGGGAAUUUGCUUCUAUAUGAAACACUAGACCGGGAGUCUCUGUGCGGGGCCACCGAGCCCUGUAUACUGCAUUUUCAGCUAUUACUGGAAAACCCGGUGCAGUUUAUUCUACUUGAAUUGCAGCUCCAAGAUAUCAAUGACCAUUCCCCGGAGUUCCUAGAAAGAGAAAUGCUCCUUAAAAUCCCCGAGAGCAUCCAGCCAGGCACUGCGUUUCCUUUGAAGGUAGCUCAGGACUCUGACAUAGGGAGCAACGCUGUUCAGGACUACACCAUUCUCCCCAACUCCCUUUUUCGUGUUCUCACGCAUGACCGGGGUGAUGGCAGAAAAUACCCAGAGCUGGUGCUGGACCGAGUAUUGGAUCGGGAGGAAGAAAAGGAACACAGUUUAACCCUCCUGGCGCUGGAUGGAGGGACUCCGCCCAGGUCGGGGACCAUCACAGUCCGCAUUGAAGUCUUGGACAUCAAUGACAACGCCCCCGAAUUUUCGCAGUCACUCUAUGAGGUACGGGUGCUAGAGAGCAGCCCCCUUGGGUCUUUAAUUGUCCCUGUCUCCGCCCGAGACUUAGAUGGAGGAAUUUACGGAACUGUAAGCUAUGCUCUCUUCCAAGGGGAUGAAGCCACUCAACCUUUUGUAAUAGAGGAAGCUACAGGAGAAAUUCGACUGAAAAGAAUGUUGGAUUUCGAGACAAUUCCAUAUUAUAACGUGGAAAUCGUAGCUACUGAUGGCGGCGGACUUUCAGGAAAAUGCAUUGUGGCUGUAGAAGUGGUGGAUGUGAAUGACAACGCCCCUGAGCUCACCAUGUCUACGCUCACCAGCCCUACUCCAGAGAACGCCCCGGAAACGGUGGUUGCGGUUUUUAGUGUAUCAGAUCCAGACUCUGGAGACAAUGGAAGGAUGAUUUGCUCCAUCCAGGACGACCUCCCCUUUCUCCUGAAACCCACCUUCACGAACUUUUACAUGCUAGUCACCAAUAGCCCACUGGACAGAGAGGCCAGAGCAGAGUACAACGUCACCAUCACCGUCACCGACUUGGGGUCCCCCAGGCUGAAAACCGAGCACACCAUCAGGGUGCUGGUCUCCGACGUCAAUGACAACGCGCCCACCUUCACCCAAACCUCCUACACGCUGUUCGUCCGCGAGAACAACAGCCCCGGCCUGCACCUGGGCACAGUCAGCGCCACCGACAGAGACGCGGGCACCAACGCCCAAGUCACCUACUCCCUGCUGCCGCCCCGAGACCCGCACCUGCCGCUCGCCUCGCUGGUGGCCAUCCACGCCGACCGCGGGCACCUGUUCGCGCUGCGGGCGCUGGACUUCGAGGCCCUGCGCGCCUUCGAGGUCCGCGUGGGCGCGGCGGACGCGGGCUCCCCGGCGCUGAGCAGCGAGGCGCUGGUGCGCGUGGAGGUGCUGGACGACAACGACCACGCGCCCCUGGUGCUGUACCCGCCGCCGCCCAACGGCUCGGCGCCCUGCCCAGAGCUGGUGCCCAGGGCGGCCGAGGCGGGCUACCUGGUGAGCAAGGUGGUGGCAGUGGACGGCGACGCGGGCCAGAACGCCUGGCUGUCCUACCAGCUGCUCAAGGCCACGGAGCCCGGGCUGUUCCGCGUGUGGGCGCACAAUGGCGAGGUGCGCACCGCCAGGCCGCUGAGCGAGCGCGACGCGGCGCAGCACAGGCUCCUGGUGCUGGUCCAGGACAAUGGCGAGCCGGCGCUGUCGGCCAGCGUCACGCUGCACGUGCUGCUGGUGGACGGCUUCUCGCAGCCCUACGUGGCGCGGCCCGAGGGCGCCCGCGACCAGGCGCAGGCCGACGGGCUCACGGUCUACCUGGUCAUUGCGUUGGCCUCGGUGUCUUCGCUCUUCCUCUGCUCUGUGCUCCUGUUUGUGGCUGUGAGACUGUGCGGGAGGAGGAGUGCUGCAGCCGAGUGUCGCUACCCGGUGCCUGAGGGCUACUUUCCAGGCCAUUUGGCGGGCAGCAGCAACACUGCGACCCUGUCCCAUAGUUAUCAGUAUGAGAUAUGUCUGUCAGGAGACUCUGGAACAAGUGACUUCAAAUUUCUGAAGCCGAUUAUCCCGAAUCUUCCACCUCCAAGCACUAGCAAAGAAAUGGAUAAUAAUGCCACAUUCCGGAAGGGCUUUGAAAUCAACUAGGCAUCUGAUUGUGAGAAAAUAUGUUCUGGAUUUUAUUCUUUCCUAUAGAGAGAGUUUGAGAAUGUCAAAGAGAAAAAUGUAUCUUCUGGCAUAGACUUUGGUUUUUUUCCUUGUAAUGGAUUUUUCCAUUGAAUUGUAGUUCAAUGAAAACAAAACGAUUCUUCUUUGUUUGCAUUGAUUUGAUAGUAAAAUAGUUACUAAGACAACUUUAUGCAUACCAUUGUCUUUCAGGCUCCUUUUCUUCUGCGUUUUAGUUUGCCAUGAAUUGUCUUAAUAAAGUGAAAUGCACUUC